Diospyros lotus (date-plum) is the source of this 753-nucleotide messenger RNA. RefSeq lists its product as uncharacterized. Gene Ontology annotation, cellular component: ribosome. The record is from RefSeq and is a predicted model, not a curated record. Gene Ontology annotation, biological process: translation. Gene Ontology annotation, molecular function: structural constituent of ribosome. The transcript is spliced from 3 exons. Bases 142 to 450 code for a protein of 102 amino acids. NCBI's taxonomy places the organism in Eukaryota, Viridiplantae, Streptophyta, Magnoliopsida, Ericales, Ebenaceae.
AGCCCAGCCAUCAUUGAUGCUCCGCUAAGACCACACCCGCGCUCUUUGGCUGUUCAUAGGUCUGCAAUUUUGCAUCACCAGCACCGGAUCUUCUCGUUCAAGCCCCUCUUUCAUCCUCAGCUUCCAUCAUCAGCAGAUACCAUGAAGGUGCGUUCAUCAGUGAAGAAGAUGUGUGAAUUUUGUAGAACAGUUAAACGCCGAGGGCGAGUGUAUGUACUAUGCACUGCCAACCCCAAGCACAAACAAAGACAAGGCAUGUCAACAGUUUCUUGUGAAGGCCCCCUCUCUCUGAUAUCCUCGGAGACAAGUCCCAAACAGGUGCCUUUACUCAGUCAUGACUUGAGAACUGGCCUGCCUUCUGCUUUGCCAAAAAAGAAUGAAACUUCUAUUAUGUAUGGAUGGAGAACCAGUCUGGCUUCUCUUUUAUUCAACCAGGGCAAUAAGCAGUAGAGGAGAUAUGGCACAAACGCGAACUUGCUGGUCAACCUACAGUUCCUACAUUCGGUAUCCUGGAAAUGGCCUUUGUGCUGCCAUCUGAUUACUUCACUUCUCCAAUACCAACACUGGUCUUGGCUUUCUUGGUCAUGUUGUUUUGAAACUGCUUAUCGUCGUGUUCUUUUCCAUUUCUUCAUUUGCUACCCCCAUUCCUCUUUUCCUUUAUAUUAAGGAACAAACUUUGCAGAAAAGAAAAUCGUAGCAACCAUUAUGGCAAACAUUCAGAUUCCUUCGUUUAUGGAAACGAAAAUUUGUUCA